AUGCCACCCUUUUCAGGAGAUACUGUGGAGCUUUAUAACAACACCUCCUAUUCGCGACGAGGAGAUGUAGAUGACAAUGAUGGUGACGAUGAUUCCCCACCACCAUCUCAAACUAGUGUUUCACAGACAAUUUAUAGAACCGUUCGACGAUCCUUGUUUUUCAAUUCUGCCGACUUUGAACCUUGUCCUGGAGUCCAACCAGUAAUUAUUGAUGCUGAAGAGAGUAUUCAUAGAGCAGUAGUCAAGAAGCAAGUGACCUUUAACCUGGACAACAAUGAACGUCAUGAAGUAUUGCACGCCAAAGACUAUUCGGAAUCGGAACGUAGUCUAACUUGGUUUUCUAUGGAGGAACUCAAACAAAUAAAGUCGGACUCUCGAUUAAUCGUCCAAGCCUGGCAUUGUGCUGGUGGAGAGUCGGGGUACUGCAUGCGUGGUCUGGAAGGCAAAAAGAGUGAAGCCUAUAGACUCAAGCGAAAGCGAAACAAGGCCGAUAUUCGUUUUGCGGUCAUGACGGAACAAGCGAAACAAAAGUUUGCAACCGGGGGAAAGAUACUAGACCAUAUGCGUCUUGCCAUGGUAUCCAUGGACUGCUCGGAACUCAGUCGGAUGGAAGCCCAACGAGUGGGAGUGGCAGACGAACAAGCUGCCGUAUGUGAUGGUAGUAUCAGCAUGUACAAGUGUAGCAAACAAGAAGCAGAGGCAAACGCAGAGCUCAGGGGUUAUGACUGUACCGGCUUGUUCUUGUUGGCACAGUCAGCUUACGCUUACUAG
Messenger RNA from Cylindrotheca closterium, 771 nucleotides. The record is from the annotation of a GenBank genome assembly. NCBI's taxonomy places the organism in Eukaryota, Bacillariophyta, Bacillariophyceae, Bacillariales, Bacillariaceae.